Messenger RNA from Hibiscus syriacus, 897 nucleotides. Its product is annotated as tetraketide alpha-pyrone reductase 2-like. The coding region runs from base 31 to 726 and encodes 231 amino acids. Lineage: Eukaryota; Viridiplantae; Streptophyta; Magnoliopsida; Malvales; Malvaceae. Gene Ontology annotation, molecular function: oxidoreductase activity, acting on the CH-OH group of donors, NAD or NADP as acceptor. The transcript has 5 exons. The record is from RefSeq and is a predicted model, not a curated record.
AAUGAGGAAAAGGUGGGGUUUCUUAAGGAGAUGAAGGGAGCCAAGGAGAGGCUGAAGAUUUUCAAAGCUGAUUUGAUGGAGGAAGGAAGCUUUGAUGACAAUAUCCAAGGCGUUCAUGGCGUUUUCCAUACCGCAUCUCCGGUUCUUGUUCCCUAUGACCACAACGUUCAGAAAACUUUGAUUGAUCCAUGCAUAAAGGGCACCUUGAACGUGCUGAGAUCCUGUGCAAAAGCCAGCAGUCCUGUAAAAAGGGUUGUUCUCACAUCUUCUUGCUCCGCAAUUUUGUACCGUUUCGAUGUCCAGAAACAGCAAACUUCCUCCCUUAACGAAUCACAUUGGAGUGAUCCAGACUACUGCACACGCUACAAUCUGUGUUACGCUUAUGCGAAGACGACAGGUGAGAAAGAAGCAUGGAGAGUCGCAAAAGAAAGUGGGAUCGAUCUGGUUGCUGUGAGCCCAUCUUUUGUGGUGGGUCCUUUGCUUGCGCCACAACCAACAAGUACUUUGCAGUUGAUACUCUCCAUAGUUAAAGGUACGAGAGGCGAAUACCCCAACACCACAAUAAGGUUUGUGCACAUAGAUGAUGUGAUUGCGGCCCACAUUUUAGCUAUGGAGGAAAGCAAAGCAUCAGGCAGGUUGGUAUGUUCCGGCUCGGUAGCUCCUUGGACGCAGAUCAUUGAGUUGCUAAGGGCCAAAUAUCCUUCCUAUCCUUUUGAAAACAAGUGAGUAGCAGUCAAGAAGGAGACAACAAUGCACAUAGCAUGGACACGAGCAAGAUUCAUCAGUUGGGGUUCCCGGAGUUCAAAUCGCUUCCUCAAAUGUUUGAUGAUUGUAUCAAGAGUUUUCAGGACAAAGGAUUUCUAUGAAGUUCACUUGGUCGUUCCUGUGUAAACUUUG